UAUUCUUGCAAUCCAUUCUUCCUGCCUACAAUUGAAGCCGGUGCCAUUAUUUUGACCUUCAAUGGAUCAGCCUUCAACGUGGAUGAAAGUGGUGAGAGGAGAAAAGAGAAGGAAUCAACAAAGAAAGGCAUGGUCACUAGACUUAUUAGGGCUACCAUACGAACAACCAUGAGUAACUUACAAUCUUCUAACGAAAUCGAAGAGGGAAUUCUCACAUCUGAGAAAGAUAAUAGAUUCGAGAAAGUCCGCUUGAAUACUGAGUGA
Molecule: messenger RNA, 264 nt
Organism: Botrytis fragariae
Lineage: Eukaryota; Fungi; Ascomycota; Leotiomycetes; Helotiales; Sclerotiniaceae
Exons: 2
Source: RefSeq, a predicted model, not a curated record